Psilocybe cubensis is the source of this 615-nucleotide messenger RNA. RefSeq lists its product as uncharacterized. Gene Ontology annotation, biological process: superoxide metabolic process. The transcript has 4 exons. Gene Ontology annotation, molecular function: metal ion binding; superoxide dismutase activity. Bases 1 to 615 code for a protein of 204 amino acids. The record is from RefSeq and is a predicted model, not a curated record. Lineage: Eukaryota; Fungi; Basidiomycota; Agaricomycetes; Agaricales; Agrocybaceae. Gene Ontology annotation, cellular component: mitochondrion.
AUGGCCCACACACUCCCACCUCUUCCUUACCCUUACAAUGCUCUCGAGCCUUAUAUUUCGGAAGAAAUAAUGGUUCUUCACCACACUAAGCAUCAUCAGACGUAUGUCAACGCCCUGAACGCUGCUGAGGCCUCGUACGCCAAAGCCUCGACUCCCAAGGAGAGAAUUGCUCUCCAGGCUGCCCUCAAGUUCAACGGAGGAGGCCACAUCAACCACUCUCUUUUCUGGAAGAACCUCGCUCCCUCUGCGGCAGUCAACAAAGGCACCGGCGGUGUCCUUCGUGACGGACCCUUCAAGUCUGCCAUUGAAAAGACUUUUGGAUCGCUUGAUAACCUGAAGAAGGAGUUCAAUGCUACCACUGCCGGCAUUCAGGGGUCAGGAUGGGGAUGGCUCGGCGUCAACCCUGCCAACAAGCAACUCGAGAUUGCGACCACCGCCAACCAGGACCCUCUUCUUCACCUCGUCCCCAUUAUUGGCGUCGACAUCUGGGAGCACGCCUUCUACCUCCAGUACAAGAACGUCAAAGUCGACUACCUUGCUGCCAUCUGGAACGUCAUCAACUUUGAAGAAGCUGAGGCUCGCUACAACGAGGCUGUCGGUGGUUCCAAGCUUUAA